CGCCAAGGAAAUGCAACAAAGCCCAGAUAUCAAGAGAAUCAUUUCGAUUCUCACCGGAAGAUUUAGUAAAGCAUGGGAAAGGACAAAUGCUCCCCAUGGAAUGCUUAAAUCUUUAGACAAUGUACCGAAUCUGGAGCCUGGACAUAUUGAACGAACCCUCUUGAGUAUUGGAUUCAAAGCCUGGUUUUCUUAUUUCCUUGCGGGGCAGCGCAAAACUUCACAUUACUCGGGACAUGCUGAUGACAUAUGGGUGCUGGGAGCACUUGAAACUCUCGGUGAGGGAACUCUGCAGGACGUUGCGAGAGCGAUUGAACAGACUCCAUUCCAUCCGACAGUGGAAGACGCAAUAAUCAAAUUGCGCAGACAGCCCAAAAGGAGUUCUCCUUUGGCUUCAAGAAUGGAUGAGUUGAACCCUGGCGAAAUCCAAGUCAGCUCCGUGGCAGCGCUUCGAGAUUCACAGCCACAUCCGCCCUCUGUCCCUACAGUUCCACAGAGUACUACACUCAGUACCGUGGCGAACGGUGAAUCAGGAUCCACAGCGAGGGAGACACCAGGUUUUCAGACGGUCUCAAAUCCUCCUGCCAGGUACUUACCUGCGUUGUUUCGGCCCUACAUGGUCUCGGCGAUCAGGAGGAAUGGUGAUCGAGCCCAUAUAGAGAUGUCGUUUCCCUAUUCUUUCGGUCUUGGGAUGGUUUGUAUGAGUUUAGCUAUUCUACCGAGCAAGGUCGAAUUCCUCGCGCUGAAACUCUUUGGCACUCAAGUGGAUUCCGAAGGAGAGUUCCGCUACAUCGAGCAGGCAAACGGAACGAAACUCCUCAUCAAAAACGAAGUUGUGGCACAAGGUGCCCAAGAGGAAGGAAUUGUUGGACUUCUUAGCCCUGUGUUUUGCCAAAUGCUCGAAGUGAGUCCAGCACGAAAGGCGGAAAUAAAUCAGGGAAUCAUUAACACAAGAUUUGUGAACAUGCAAAUACCUGGUGAUCUCAGCCAGGAUGGAAUUCUUACUAUCAACAUCGGAGAAGGUGAAGCAUACCAGGUCAAAGACAUACUCUUUAAAACAUAAGGAGCUGAUUUUCGGCAUCAUUCCUCCCCUUUCAUCCUGCCUCCGUCUCCCAUGCAUUUCAACAUCAAGCCCACCGGAAUAAUUGCAGAUCCUGUCAUUUUAUCGACCUUUUGUACUUGUACGAAUACACCUCCCACUUCUUUUGCCAGCGUCACCUGUUUACAAUCACGCCAAAAUACUCGUUCGCCAGAUCCAUGAAUGCGAUGAGGGGUCUUAUGGCUGGUUGCCCAAUUUAUGGUCGACGGAUCGAGGUCUUGAAUAGUAAUUUCCGCAGGCGGCUAAAUGAAAUAUUAGCCACAUGAUUUCCACAUAUAAUAACACUUACCAUGAGUAAAAUCAAAUAGCAGCGCGAAUGGUCCGGCUCGCGCUUGAGAAAGGUACUCUUGAUAGUCGUGGAUCUUGGAGGAUUGUGUGGAAGUCGAGAAAUUAUUCUGAAAUUGUCGACGUCACCAGGUUAUCGUGUAAGACAGGUAGAUAGGCCCUAACCGAGUCUGACGGAAAGGUCCAGGAGACGAAGAGUAUUCUGGUUAACAAAGUCUUCCGUGACUGAAAAUUGAGAGAAAGCAUAAGUGACUCUCUCGUGUCAAAUGAGGAAGUAAUGAGGGGUAGAAAUUGGGCAGCAAGGUUAGAGCGCUUUACUACUUUGAGAAAGAUUGUGUCGAAGGUGGAUUUUAUUCCAAGGUGGACUUUUAUUCCAAGGUGGACUUUUAUUCCAAGGUGGA
Molecule: messenger RNA, 1782 nt
Organism: Exophiala oligosperma
Lineage: Eukaryota; Fungi; Ascomycota; Eurotiomycetes; Chaetothyriales; Herpotrichiellaceae
Exons: 2
Coding region: 11-1060 (349 amino acids)
Source: RefSeq, a predicted model, not a curated record